AUGAGCGUCGGUGCGGCAUGGAACUGCGCGUUCCGCCUCGCUGCCGCCAUCGUUCUCAUCGUCCUCGUCGUCGUCGCCAGCGGUAGACGCGUCGAUCUCAUCCGCGCCUUCGACAUCGACGAAGAGGUUCGAACGGAGAGGAGUGUGCAAUCUUUGACGAGUGCUCGAGUGAUUUCCGACGACGGGCACGUCGAGCGCGACGCCGACGUCGAGCGCGACGCACGCGUGGACGUAGUGAGACCGAGCGUAUCCAUUGAAUCGACGGUGGCCGACGCGGCGUCGACGAGCGAGACGAGGCGAGACGAACGCUCGAGGAGCGCUUCGUGCGCGUUGCACGUGUUUCGGCACGUCAGCAAGACGGGCGGGACUACGAUGCGGUUCUUAUUCGAUCGGCAGACGGUUUUGGGGACUUGGGAGGCGCCGAUACCGUACGGCGCGACGGAGGAGGAGUGGACGACGUUCAGAGAGGCGUGGAGGGAGGCAGCGAAAGGGAGCGCGGAGGGUGAGCGGGAGACGCCGCCGAGAGCGCUCGUCGAGGUGCGCGGGCAUCAUCCGUCGAGCUGGAGCGCGGCGAAUUUCGAGCGCGUGGUGAUGGAAGACUUGAAGAUAUUGCGUGAGGAGUUUAAAGAAACGUGCUCGGUGACAUCCUCGUACCUGGUGCGGCGACCGGUGGACCAAUACGCGAGUUACUACGAUUAUUACGUCCGACACUCACAGGAAGAGGAGCGGGCGAAGGAAUUGAGCGGGAACUCGACGAAGAACACCUGGGGAAGGAGCGUGCACGAUUGGGCAGCGGUGAAGCCUGACCUACAAACGCGAGAGCUCUUGUGGAAGGAACAGUGCGUGCACUCCCUGCGAGUGGCACCUUUCGAUGAAGGUCACACUUGGGCGGAGGACUGCCUCGUCGUGAGCGACGAGGAGUGGUCGCGCGUCAUGAAAAUGUUCGACGCAUUCGACGUCGUGGGCACGACCGAUCGGUUCAACGAGUUCUUACUUGUCGUUGGCAAGGUCGCGGGAAUAGAGAACCUUCGAUACGUGUACUCGAACGCGGGUAAAUCCGUCCACUCGGUUGAUAAGGAGGCGCUCGAGAAAACGAUAAAAAACGUAACGACGCGUGAUGCGGAGCUCUACUCCACAGCGAACGCCGCGCUGAAUAGCGCGAUCAAGUCCGCGUUCGGCUCCAUCGAUUCAUUUCGCAAAGAUGUAUUAGCGCCAUUCGAAAGCGCGACGAUAGAAUCGAGCCACCGCAAAUACGUUGGCGGUAAACCAGGGAGCGAGCCGAAAUACAAGUGGGUGCGAGCGAAGGACGCGAAGUCGCACGACGUGACUUCGAUCGAGCUCCCGAUGUGGGUCAUGCCCGACGGCGGCGGCCAAGCGAGGGCAUAUAUGAUCUCCGAACCCGUAGUCAUGGUCGAGCGUUCCGCGUGUUCCGCACCGUGCGUCAAGGGCUGUAACUUUGAUUAG
This is a messenger RNA of Ostreococcus tauri, 1464 nucleotides long. Its product is annotated as unnamed product. NCBI's taxonomy places the organism in Eukaryota, Viridiplantae, Chlorophyta, Mamiellophyceae, Mamiellales, Bathycoccaceae. Bases 1 to 1464 code for a protein of 487 amino acids. The record is from RefSeq and is a predicted model, not a curated record. The transcript has a single exon.